Messenger RNA from Exophiala dermatitidis NIH/UT8656, 2785 nucleotides. Its product is annotated as nucleolin. Bases 182 to 1219 code for a protein of 345 amino acids. Lineage: Eukaryota; Fungi; Ascomycota; Eurotiomycetes; Chaetothyriales; Herpotrichiellaceae. Gene Ontology annotation, cellular component: nucleolus; U12-type spliceosomal complex. Gene Ontology annotation, biological process: positive regulation of mRNA splicing, via spliceosome. The record is from RefSeq and is a predicted model, not a curated record. Gene Ontology annotation, molecular function: RNA binding. The transcript is spliced from 2 exons.
UUCAAGUUCACUGUCAAUUUCCAAAAUAUUCCAGAUCACAGAGAACCACGCCGCCGCUCGAUAUUCGCCUUCACACCGGUCGCUCUGUUGUGUUUUAUUUGUCCUGAACUACUUUACUAGUAAAGGAUAUUUCAAAGUCCCCAGAAAUUGACCCGAAAAUCUACCGUCCAAACCCACCAAAAUGUCCGGUGCAAGACACUGGGAACAAGACAAAGACUCUACGAUAUAUAUCGGCAAUCUUGAUGAGCGAGUCACCGAUGCUCUGGUGUGGGAACUUUUCCUGCAGGCCGGGCGUAUCGUGAAUGUUCAUCUGCCAAAGGACCGCGUAACUCAGACUCAUCAAGGCUAUGGUUUUGUGGAAUUCACCUCAGAAGAAGACGCCGAGUAUGCCGCCCGGAUCAUGAACCAAGUCCGGUUAUAUGGCAAGCCAAUCCGGGUCAACAAGGCCAGCGCGGACAAACAGAAGUCAGUUGAAGUUGGAGCCGAGCUGUUCGUCGGCAAUUUAGACCCUAUGGUGGACGAAAGAAUGCUCUACGAGACAUUUGGGCGAUUUGGGACUCUAGUUGCUGCUCCUAAGAUUGCCCGAGAUGAGAACAAUCUUUCCAAAGGCUAUGGCUUCGUUUCCUUUGCCGACUUCGAGUCGUCAGACGACGCCAUUGCCAACAUGAACGGGCAGUACCUCAUGAACAAGGAGGUCACUGUGCAAUACGCCUACAAGAAGGAUGGCAAAGGCGAGAGACAUGGUGACCAAGCCGAACGAAUGCUUGCUGCUCAAGCAAAGGCGCAUGGCGUCCAGCCCACCCCUGCUACCAUUCCUCUCGGUGGCCCUCCCGCGUAUGGUGGAGUGCCCCCGACUCCGACGACGCCUGCUGGCUUCGGCGCACCUGCACAUGGGCCCCCAGCCGGCAACUACCAAGCCGUUCCUCCACCUGUGCAUGCAAGACCACCGCCUCCGCCUGUUGCGCCUCUUGCUGCUCCCCCCAGCGGUCUUCCGGCCCGUCCUCCGCCAAGCCAGGCUGGAUAUGGGGGUCCGCAAGGGUACAUGCCGCCGGGGUUCAACAAUCAAAUGCCUGCGCCGUAUCCCCCACCACAACCCAAUGCUUUGCCUGGCGCUUUUGCUCCUCCUCCAGGUUUUGGAGGGCCGCAAGCUGGAACAAUGCCUCCUGCUCAGCCGGUUAUGCCACCAGCGGGCUUUUCCGGAUACGGCAUCAGAAAAUAAAAAGGCUCGAACAAACUUGAGCAAACUGAUAUUAUGAUAUUACCAAUGCCUCGGCACGCUGGGGUAGAUCGGGCUUGUGGCAUGAACUAUGUCUGGUUAGAGGACUGAGGUGUCAUCCGCCAGGAUCAUGGAACCAAGCAAAGGCAACACUCCGGUGUGCUUCCUUCUCAACCCUCAAAGGAUUCGGCUUGUCCAUGUCGCAUCACUCAUGAAAAGAAAGAAAGUCAAGGCAUCCAGGCAAGGUGAUAAUGCUACGUCGCACACCACCGCGCUUGCCACGAGCUGGACGCCGAACAAACUAGCACUCCUACCACAAUGACCAGGGUUUGAGGCUCCAUGCCGUAGUCACAUAUCACAACAGCCGGAUUCCUUUCGGCUGUCCACUUCUCAAACGACCAGGCGCUGUGACAGGCGUGACCGGCAAGCAAUAUACCAUGCACCCAGCAUGGAGAACUCAGUGUGUCCAUCGUCAGGCGUUAAUGUCGCCGGCCACGGGUCCGAUCAAAGUGGGCGGGCGCAAAUUCAACCACUGAUCAAAAUGGCACGGGAUUGAAACGCCGAGAAGGAUGUGCUUGAAUACCUCCCAUCACUGCAGCUGCUCAACUUUAUCAAGCUUCGACCUCCAUUUCCCUUGCGAACCAUGCACUGGUGAAACGACCCCACCGAGCCAGGAGAAGACGUUGUUCGUCGCACUGAAGAGACCUGGAACCCACCCAUGGCAACUCGGAGCAAUUCUCCAUGACACAGGAGUCAUCUCAUAGCCUGGCGUUUAUAGAGAUGUCUGUCUAUCUCGGCACAGUAAAUCCUGCCUUGCUUGCGUUUGUUGUCACCGAGCGGUGUCUUUGCUGGCUCCUAGUAUCACGCAAGAGAUCAUUGAGUCAGAGUGCCAGUCUUGAGACUCCGACAGUCGACAAGCUUCCAAGAAGAAGGGGAAAAAAAAAAGAAGGGAAGACCAGAUUCGUGCGCCGGAAGCAGGAGCCUAUCAAUAAAUCCUAGUCUUAUCCUCACUUUUUACACCUACUUGACUUGGACAGAUAUGUUGCACAGGAUUGGGCUGCAGGAAGAACAGAACAUGGAACUGGCGAUCGUGGGACAGACAGACCCCGAGCACAGCCAUGGCGAGUCAGGCUGAAGUGUCAAUGGUCAGACGUGGGUUUUUAAAUUUUCGAGAGCUCUCCUCGAUGACCGCCCAUCGUUCUUCGAAGUACCCAGCAUCUAGUAACUAUAAGAGUGAGGGCAAGCAUAAGAGCCAAGAGAAAACUAAAUAAAUGAGCGUAAAAAGUUGCUGGUCAGAACAGUAGAGAACAGCUUGGUGUGCUAUGUUGCUUUUCCAAGGCACCUAACGUACCUAUCUAUAUACGUAGGUAUAAUCUUACAGGUUGCGAAACGGCAAUGGAAAAGAAAGAUACAAGGCUGUCUGCCUCUAUGUCUGUCUGACCUCUGCCUAAGUAUACAGACUUGACCGGUCUCCAAUCAUCGUGGGAUCAAUCGGCCCAUCCCUCAUUCUAGAUGGCAGGCAUCCACAUAUCUCGAAACCCUAGACUUGCUAGACAGUAUAGACAGCGU